AUGACAAAAUAUCCUGUAUUGGAUCAAAAUGAUUUAUUUGGUAUAAUUGAGGACUUUAGAAGUAUUGAUUUAGAUGAUAAAGGUUGGGUUGAAAAGAAAGAAGUUAUAAAUUCCAUUUCUAAAAAGGGUCAAUAUACUUAUGAUCAAGCUAGAGAGACUUUAAAAACAGUUGAUGUUGAUGCAUCAGGUCAUGUUGAAUUAGAAGAUUAUGUUCAAUUGAUUGCUCAUUUAAAGGAAGAAACCAAUGGAACACCAGGUCCAGCACCAGCAACUCCAGCUACUCCAAGUUCAAGUGGCAAUAAUCAUUUAUCAGCUUCAUCUCCUUCUACUGCUUCUGCUACUUCUCCAGGUAGAUCGAAACCAGCUCCUCCUAUUGCUACUGCCAAUACUACCAAUAAAACUUAUUUAGGUGGUAAAACUUCAGGUACUACUCAUACUAUUAAUGAUGAAGAAAGAACAGAAUUUACAAGACAUAUUAAUUCUGUUUUAAGUGGUGAUGCGGAUGUGGGUGAUAGAUUACCAUUUGAUACUCAAACUUUCCAAAUCUUUGAUGAAUGUAGAGAUGGUUUAGUUUUAUCGAAAUUAAUUAAUGAUUCUGUUCCUGAUACUAUUGAUACAAGAGUUUUAAAUACUCCAAAGGGUAAAAAAGUUUUAAAUAAUUUCCAAAUGAAUGAAAAUGCUAAUAUUGUUAUUAAUUCUGCUAAAGCUAUUGGAUGUGUGGUGGUUAAUGUUCAUUCUGAAGAUAUUAUUGAUGGUAAAGAACAUUUAAUCUUAGGUUUAAUUUGGCAAAUUAUUAGAAGAGGAUUAUUAUCAAAAGUUGAUAUUAAAUAUCAUCCUGAAUUAUAUCGUUUAUUAGAAGAUGAUGAAACUUUAGAACAAUUUUUAAGAUUACCUCCUGAACAAAUCUUAUUAAGAUGGUUUAAUUAUCAUUUAAAAAAUGCUGGUUGGGCUAGAAGAGUAAGUAAUUUUUCUAAAGAUAUUAAUGAUGGGGAAAACUAUACUGUAUUAUUAAAUCAAUUACAACCUGAACAUUGUGAUUUAUCAGCUUUAAAAAUCCCUGAUUUAUAUCAAAGAGCUGAAAAAAUUUUAAAUGAUGCUGAUAAAAUUGAUUGUAGAAAAUAUUUAACUCCAAAUUCAUUAAUUUCAGGUAAUCCAAAAUUAAAUUUAGCGUUUGUGGCUCAUUUAUUUAAUACUCAUCCUGGUUUAGAUCCAAUUGAAGAACAUGAACAAAUUGAAAUUGAAGAAUUUGAUGCUGAAGGUGAAAGAGAAGCUAGAGUUUUUACAUUAUGGUUGAAUUCAUUAGAUGUUGAUCCUCCUGUGGUUUCAUUAUUUGAAGAUUUAAAAGAUGGUUUAAUUCUUUUACAAGCUUAUGAUAAAGUUUUACCAGGUUCAGUAUCUUUUAAACAUGUUAAUAAAAGACCAGCUAAUGGGGGUGAAGUUUUAAGAUUUAAAGCUUUAGAAAAUACUAAUUAUGCGGUUGAAAUUGGUAAAGCUAAUAAAUUCUCUUUAGUAGGUAUUGAAGGAUCAGAUAUUGUUGAUGGUAAUAAAUUAUUAACCUUAGGUUUAGUUUGGCAAUUAAUGAGAAGAAAUAUUGUUAAUACCUUAUCUGAAUUAGGUAAAGGAUCUAAUUUAACUGAUUCAGAUAUUUUGAAAUGGUCUAAUGGUCAAGUGGUUAAAGGAGGUAAAACUUCAUCCAUUAGAUCCUUUAAAGAUUCUUCAUUAUCAAAUGGGGUAUAUUUAUUAAAUGUUUUACAUGGUUUAAAACCAGGUUAUGUCGAUUAUGAUUUAGUUUAUCAAGGUUCAAACUUAUCUGAUGAAGAAAAAUAUGCUAAUGCUAAAUUAGCCAUUUCAAUUGCUAGAAAAUUAGGAGCUUUGAUUUGGUUAGUUCCUGAAGAUAUUAUUGAAGUUAGAAGUAGAUUAAUCUUAUCAUUUGUUGGUAGUUUAAUGGCGGUUGCUGAAACUUUAUAA
Scheffersomyces coipomensis is the source of this 1968-nucleotide messenger RNA. It is a transcript of the gene SAC6, whose product is annotated as fimbrin. Gene Ontology annotation, biological process: actin filament network formation; actin filament bundle assembly. The record is from RefSeq and is a predicted model, not a curated record. NCBI's taxonomy places the organism in Eukaryota, Fungi, Ascomycota, Pichiomycetes, Serinales, Debaryomycetaceae. Gene Ontology annotation, molecular function: actin filament binding; calcium ion binding. Gene Ontology annotation, cellular component: cytoplasm; actin filament bundle; actin filament. The transcript is spliced from 2 exons. Bases 1 to 1968 code for a protein of 655 amino acids.